Hyalella azteca is the source of this 2331-nucleotide messenger RNA. Its product is annotated as carbohydrate sulfotransferase 11-like. Gene Ontology annotation, molecular function: sulfotransferase activity. Bases 179 to 1303 code for a protein of 374 amino acids. The record is from RefSeq and is a predicted model, not a curated record. Lineage: Eukaryota; Metazoa; Arthropoda; Malacostraca; Amphipoda; Hyalellidae. The transcript is spliced from 8 exons. Gene Ontology annotation, cellular component: membrane. Gene Ontology annotation, biological process: carbohydrate biosynthetic process.
UCCGUCUCCUCCUACAAAUAUCGUGCUACUUAAACUGUAAUUGUACAGCGUCAGAUAUGCACAAAUAGCAGGUCAUUAGCUCCUCAAAAUAUAUCAUGACUACUUGUUAAUCAGAAAUAAUUUUCCUCCCACACUCCGCAUCUUCUGCAGUUCACAGUUAAAAUAAUAAUCACGCAGCAUGAGACUUUCACAAAUAUGUCGUCUGGAAAUAUUCAUGCCUAUUCUCGCCGCAAUUGGUGUGGCUGCACUGCUGUACGAGAUGCACCGAGUAAAACUUCAGAUUCCAACCCAACUACUGCCGCCUACAAACCACGGGAGUUCAGCAAGUGGAGCUCAUAGCAGCGAAACAAUAACUAAUUUCUCAAUGAAUUCAAUACGUUCAAAACAAAUUAUGGACAUUAAAGAGCCGACAACGGACACAAGUCCUGUCCAAACCCGUCUGAAACUAAUGCAGAACAACGUGAAGGACUUACCAAUUGAGUCUACUGGAGGUGUCGAACAUGAGAUAAAGUUUGCCGAGAGACGGCAGCGGCUGCAGCUGGGAUGCGACAAGCACCGCAACCAGGCGUCUUUCGGUGGCGUGGAACAUUUCGGUGGCGUGCUCAGAAAUCGUUUACUUUGGCUCAACCGGGAAAAGAUCGUAGUGUGCAUGAUUGCUAAGGUUGCCUCGUCCUCGUGGUGCAAUUACCUUUUGAAUCAUUACCUUAACGGCUCAUCAAAGAGUGAAGGAUAUGGUCAUCGCGUUGCACAACGUCUGUUGGCUCCGCAGCCUGGCCUCACAGGGAAAGAAACGUUGCAACAACUCAACAGCUUCACAAAAAUUCUUACUGUUCGUCAUCCGUUUGCGAGGCUGGUGUCUGCCUACCGCAAUAAAGCGGAGCCUUGCAUCAAUGAAACGACAUGCUAUGUAAAAACCAGGAAUAUCCCACUAUCGCCUAAGGCACUUUUCAAGGACUUUGCGGAGUAUCUGAUAGAGACAGUAAAAGUCCCUGUUCUGGCUGACGAUGCCGCGUACCAGUCGUUCGACCUUCACUGGAUUCCAUAUUUUCUCAACUGUAAAGUGUGUGACCUGAGCUACGAAUAUAUCGUCAAAAUGGAAACCUGGAACGACGAUCUCAGUUACCUGCUGCCAAAAUAUCACAUCGAAUAUGUGGAGAAAGCCUACGGCGAUAUUUUGAACUCGAGCGAUGUAUCCUUUCAGUACUUCAAGACGCUGCCAGAGUCGCUCGUCCUGAAACUGUACGAGAUCUACAAGAUUGACUUCGAAUUGUUCGGCUAUUCCCUGGAUGGCUAUUUGCAAUGAUUUAAUAAUAUUUACAUUUUACAAUAUUUAAUGCAUUUAUUAAUAUUUGCAGCGACAGGCAUUUGAUAUUGUUUGAAAUAUUACAGAUUUGAUAAUAUAUGAUAUGUUUUUGAUAAAAUCUUGAUGUGCAUGUUGCGAACCAAUCACUAUGUGGUAGCUUCAUGAUAUCUGAAUAGAAACCAAGGUCUUAGUUGAGCAAAUGUCCAAUUGUUUGCUUACGACAACAAAAUAAUGAUGACUCCAUUUAUCCUAUCAAAAUUUUGAUUCCUGGCAUCCGCUAGCUCAAGGACGCACCAAGCUGGCCUAGCGGUGUAAAUUAGCGGCUCUAUGUCCGCUUUAAGUUCUGGUUGUACGAGGAAAAUAAGCACCUGAUUAGGAUACGGUCUAUUCUUUGAUAACCGCGGGUCGACUGCGGGGCGCGAGUAUUUGGUAUCCGAUACGUUCGGGACAGGCACUGCCGAAUCUGAAAAAAUGCAUUAAAAAAUGCCCUCUCCCUUCCUCCCUUGAUGGAGCUAUGUAGACAGAAAAAGGCAAAAACAACGAUGAGUUUCAUUCUUCAAGCGUGUUUCCUGAACUUUUCAUAAUAAUACAAAGCUUAUUUCUGGAGCAGUGACGCAUUUCCCUAAGUGAAAAUAAAACGCCUUGUAUCUUUUGACUCGUCCUUUCCACAUUCGCAAUAUUCAGAGACGGGUAUAAAAAUCAAAGCUCGUCAGGAUGGCAUAUAUAUAUAUAUAUAGUUUUUUAUGAAAGAGCAAUGUAGCUGCCAUCUCAGCGAAAAAUUAGAUACAUGUUUCAUUUAAUUCCGUGCAGGAUUUUUUGCAUGUUUCAGGAAGGCACUAGCGCCGUGUGUCAUCUUAUAGCAAUGUUUAAUUAGCCUAUGCUACCAGACGCACAAUGCUUUUCGGUAAAGGACCAAAUGUCGCUACUGUAUUUAACAAGCCUACUUUCAAUUAGCAAAUAUUUUUGUCAAGGGAUGCAUAUUUGCGUCUCCCAAUAAUCAAUGGAAUAAUUAAAAUGCUUGAAAACUU